GAAAAGAAUAGAAGAAUAAGAGAGGGUGAAAAAGUGAGAUAAGAGAGGGUGAUUAUAUAUGUGCCUGUGCGUUAAAGAAUCGGUAAAUUAAGAGAGAGAGGGGGAGAGAGAGAGAACAAGAGAUAAAGAUGAUAUAUACGAGAAAACAUUGAAACCUAUGCUCCGGGUCUAUUUAAUCUUAUCUACACUGUUACGGCGGUAUUUUAAGCCCCCUAUUAAUCAUCGUUAUUGCAGCUAGUGCAUCUAAUCGGGAAUAUUGUAGUCAUACAUUAUACGUCUUGUUACAUUGGUUGAAAUAUAACUAGACCCAAGCCAUUUAAACCAGACAUACGUAAUAAUCACACACACACACGCAUACACACAUACACACACAUAUUGCAUAUGUUGUAGCAGUAACAACAGUGCAGUGUUGUUAUUUCAUAGAGAAACUGGCCGUUGUUCAAAACUGACAGACCUGGAUUAAUAAACGACAAAGGUUCAGUUCUGCUGCCAGACAUGCAUCCAAUAGCAACUUUUAUACUAGGCAGUGAAGUUUUCCAUGCUAUGACUCAUAGUAUGGUGUUGUUUAGACUUCGACUUUUACCCAGAAAGGACCUUGUACAAGUCAACUACUAUUUUGUGUUUGAUCUUCUGUCAGUAUUCUUUGCAUCAUUUCUUGUACUUCAACGCUUGCAAUGGCUUGCUUGUAUACAAAUGGCACAACAUCUGUACUAUAUUGUGUUUUGGAACAAAACUUCUCUGGCAAAGAAAAUAAUAAGCUGGAGUUCAUUAGAUUGGAUCAAGAGUAAAUACAAUGAAAAAUGGGAGUUUGAUAACAUACUGGGAACAGCUUUUGAUUUAGCUGUGCAUAUUACCUUCAGCUAUCUACUUUCAAAAACACUAACAUUUACGGAAAUAGUUGUUGGAGUGGCUAUGGCAUCAUUUCUUCUAAAUUUUGUAAUGUUUUCCAAGAGAUUUGCCUGGAGCAAUCCCCAAAAUAUACCAUCAUGGGUUGAGAAAAGAAUACAACCUUUAGGGCCCUGGUGGAAUUAAUUUCUUUCUUUUUUUUUUGUGUCUAAAAGAAAUUAAAGAUAAAAUAAGUAAAUUAAGGUUGUAUCAAAUAGCUUAGAAAAGAGAAACUGAUAUUUUAGCUAUAAUUUAACAUUGAUUGUCUAUAUAGUUACUUUAAAUACACCUCUUUUAAAGUUGAGUAUAAUAAUUAUUGUGCAUACUGCCAAGAUAUUUUAUGGGAUUUUGUAACAUUCAUGCUUAUAUAGAAUACAAAUUAAACUGAGGUGUAGAGAAGGAUUUAGGGAGUAUGGCUACACUAUUACAACACUAUAUAAAAAAAACAUUGAUAAUGUUGAAAUGAGACAAACAUAAGUGAAAUUAAUUUCUUUUUUAAACCGGUGAUUGCUUAAUUUGAUUUACCAAAGAA
Molecule: messenger RNA, 1417 nt
Organism: Octopus bimaculoides (California two-spot octopus)
Lineage: Eukaryota; Metazoa; Mollusca; Cephalopoda; Octopoda; Octopodidae
Source: RefSeq, a predicted model, not a curated record